Messenger RNA from Paramecium sonneborni, 189 nucleotides. NCBI's taxonomy places the organism in Eukaryota, Ciliophora, Oligohymenophorea, Peniculida, Parameciidae. The record is from the annotation of a GenBank genome assembly.
AUGAUUAUAUAAAAUAAUUAACAAAAAAGAUAUCAGGGGAUACAUAUUGAAUAGUAAAGAAAAUAAAAAAAUGAAUAAUAGAUUAUUUAAUUGAUGAAGCUAAAAAUACAAAUUGAAAAAUGGUUUGAUUCAAGCUCUAAGUGCUCAAGUAAAGUCAGAUUAGAAUAGAAUAAAUAAAACAUCUAAUGA